AUGACCAGGGUCGAGGCAGCAGAAGCAGAGUCCAGCGACCUCUUCCGGGGAUGGGAUGCGCCGUUGGCGUGGAGUCGUAUUGGGCUCGUCGUCUUGGCGGGGGCGGCGGCGACGGUUCCGGCGCCGCGGCUGCUGGAAGCCGUCGGCGUCGACCUGGACGCCGCCGGGGGCACGGUGCACCUCGGAGCGGGGGCCAAUGCGGCUCGCAACGGGCAGUCGAGGCUGGUCGACGGCGUGUGCGGGAGCGAGGAGAGCGAGCGGCGCGGGCAUAGCCGGCGGUGUGCGUGCGACGUCGUUUUUAGUCCAGUCGGUCAUUAUUUUGCCAGUGCCUCGCAUGACAGGACUGCUCGAAUCUGGUCAAUGGAUAAAAUCCAACCUUUGCGGAUAAUGGCUGGGCACCUUGCUGAUGUUGAUUGUGUGCAGUGGCAUGUAAACUGUAACUACAUUGCCACCGGCUCUAGUGACAAAACUGUAAGGCCAUGGGAUGUUCAAACUGGUGAAUGUAUACGAAUGUUCAUUGGUCAUAGGAGUAUGGUCUUAUCACUGGCAAUGUCUCCUGAUGGGCGAUACAUGGCCUCCGGAGACGAAGAUGGGACCAUCAUGAUGUGGGAUCUCUCUACUGGUCGCUGCCUUUCACCACUAGCGGGACACAACUCUUGUGUGUGGUCACUUGCUUUCAGCUGCGAGGGAGCAUUGCUUGCAUCUGGAUCGGCUGAUUGCACUGUUAAACUCUGGGAUGUUGCGUCCAGCACAAAGGCCCUGAAGAUGGAUGACACCAAGGCUGGUUCUACGAACCGACUGAGGCUGCUGAAAGCUCUCCCAACAAAAUCGACUCCUGUUUAUAACUUGCGGUUUUCUUGGAGGAAUCUUUUGUUUGUAUCUGGCGCUCUCUCGCUAUAGGCUCGUAAGCUUGCCGUAUGCUCUCUAGAAUACACCCCUUAGUUUUGACUGUAAGUAGCAAAGUAGAUGUUUAAUUGGCUGGCUCUUGUUGUGGAGUUUAUUACAUUGUCUUUACUAAUCUCAGUCAACUCUAUGAUCGACUAGGUAGGGUUGUUAAACUGUAGCCUGUGAGCAUUGCGAGUCAUUGAAACGUGUAUAUUGCUGUUGUAACAUUAGCUAAUUUUAAAUUGUGUAAAAGGUAGUAGCCACAAAUAGGAAACAUGAACACUUGGUUGAUGCAAGAAGUCAAUGAUCCAAGAGCUUCUAGGAUCUACUUGAGGGUUGUUUUCACAAUAUCUUGGUGUAGGGUCUGAAGGAGCUGCCAUUUGAUAUAGUUAUGCGACUUGCGAGAGAAAAAAGCACGACCUG
Molecule: messenger RNA, 1308 nt
Organism: Triticum dicoccoides
Lineage: Eukaryota; Viridiplantae; Streptophyta; Magnoliopsida; Poales; Poaceae
Product: transcription initiation factor TFIID subunit 5-like
Exons: 6
Coding region: 1-900 (299 amino acids)
Biological process (GO): transcription initiation at RNA polymerase II promoter
Cellular component (GO): transcription factor TFIID complex
Molecular function (GO): protein binding; RNA polymerase II general transcription initiation factor activity
Source: RefSeq, a predicted model, not a curated record